Drosophila miranda is the source of this 723-nucleotide messenger RNA. Its product is annotated as cuticle protein 10.6. Bases 100 to 561 code for a protein of 153 amino acids. The transcript has 2 exons. NCBI's taxonomy places the organism in Eukaryota, Metazoa, Arthropoda, Insecta, Diptera, Drosophilidae. The record is from RefSeq and is a predicted model, not a curated record.
AAGUCUGUGGGCUAUAAAAGCAUUUGUGCCUCAGACAGCGGCAUUAUUCAGCUGGUGCCCAGUGUUCUUGCCACGACUCCAUACCACACGCCACUCAAAAUGUUCAAAUACUUCGUGUUCGCCGUCUUCUGCCUGGCCAGCGCCGCCGCCGCUCCCGCUCCCGCUCCGGGAUACCUGGGAGGAUUGGGUGCUCCGUCGCUGCCUUUGGCCGCCGCUCCGGCCAUCUCGUACGGCCAUGCCCUGGCCGCACCGGCCUACAGCCACGGCCUGACCGCUCCAUCGUAUGCCGCCUCCUACGGCCUGGCUCCCAGGAUUAGCUACGCCGCCCCCGCCCUGGCCCACGCUCCGCUGGCUGCUCCGGCCAUCUCGGCCUACGGACUGGGCCCGAGGCUCAGCUAUGCCUCGCCAGCUCUGGGCCACGCUCCGCUCGGUCUCGGUCUGGGACUGGCCCAUGCUCCUCUUGGCCUGGCCCAUGCUCCCCUGGGCCUGACUCAUGCUCCCCUGGGAUUGGGCUACAAGUCGAUUGCUGCUCCCUCCUACGGCCUGGCCCAUGGCUGGUAAACGGAUGCGGAUGCCUCCUCCAUGCCUCCUCCUUCCAGCUCUUCAUUCGUUUCAUCCAGAGGAGGGGAAUUUGUGCUUCAAAAGAAAACAAUGUUUAAAAAGUGAAUUCUGAGGUUGAAUUAUGUACCAAUAUAUUUCGUUUCCAUUUCAAAACUUUCAAAA